GCCCCUCCGGUGCAGAGUCCAGGGUCAGUCAGCGCCGACUCUCUUCCCGACCGGACGCUCGCGCACCAUGCUCCGGACGCUGGUUUCCCGGACCGUCCUCCGCCUCGGCGGGCCGUCGGUCCGCCUCUUCUCCGCUGCCGCCAUCCCGGUGCCCAACACGCAGCCGGAGGUCCAGUUCCACAAGCUGUUCAUCAACAACCAGUUUCAAGAUGCGGUGAGUGGAAGAACGUUUCCCACCAUCAACCCGGCCACCGGGGAGAUCAUCUGUCAAGUCUCAGAGGCCGACCAGGUGGAUGUGGACAAGGCGGUGAAAGCAGCUCGGGACGCCUUCAGGUUGGGGUCGCCGUGGCGUCGAAUGGACGCCUCCCAUCGUGGACUCCUCCUCAACCGCCUGGCCGACGCCAUCGAGAGGGACGCUGCCUACCUGGCUGAGCUGGAGACUCUGGACAACGGGAAGCCCUACGCUGUGUCCUACAGCGUGGACGUGCCCAAUGUGGUGAAAUGUCUCAGGUACUACGGAGGCUGGGCCGACAAAUGGGAGGGCAAGACCAUUCCCAUAGACGGAGAUUUUUUCUGCUACACCAGACAUGAGCCCAUUGGAGUCUGUGGACAAAUCAUCCCGUGGAACUUCCCCCUGCUGAUGCUGGCCUGGAAGCUGGGCCCGGCGCUGGCCACCGGGAACACCGUGGUGGUGAAGGUGGCCGAGCAGACGCCGCUCACCGCGCUCUACAUAGCCAGCCUGAUCAGAGAGGUGGGUUUUCCUGAAGGUGUGGUGAACAUCCUGCCUGGCAUGGGACCCUCAGCUGGGGCUGCCAUUGCAAAGCAUAUGGACGUGGACAAGGUGGCGUUCACUGGAUCCACAGAGGUGGGCCAUCUCAUCCAGCAGGCUUCAGGCAGCAGCAACCUGAAGAAGGUCACCCUGGAACUGGGAGGAAAGAGUCCCAACAUCAUUCUCUCCGACGCUAACUUGGAGGACGCCGUGGAGCAGUCCCACUUCGCCCUGUUCUUCAACCAGGGCCAGUGCUGCUGCGCCGGCUCUCGGACCUUCGUCCAGGCGAAGAUCUACGACGAGUUUGUGGAGCGCAGCGUGGAGCGAGCCAGGAGACGGGUGGUGGGCGAUCCGUUCGACAUGAAGACGGAACAGGGUCCUCAGGUGGACCAGGAGCAGUUCAACAAGAUCCUGGGCUACAUCAGCAGCGGCAAGAGGGAGGGCGCCAAGCUGAUGUGUGGAGGGGGCGUGGCCGCCGACAGAGGCUACUUUAUCCAGCCCACCGUGUUCGGAGACGUCCAGGACAACAUGACCAUCGCCAGGGAGGAGAUCUUCGGGCCAGUGAUGCAGAUCUUGAAGUUCGACUCUCUGGAGGAGGUGGUGACUCGAGCCAAUGACACCAAGUACGGACUGGCAGCCGCCGUCUUCACCAAAGACAUCGACAAGGCCCACUACGUGUCCCAGGGCCUCCGGGCCGGAACCGUCUGGAUAAACUGCUAUGACGUGUUCGGAGCUCAGGCGCCGUUUGGAGGCUACAAGGCUUCGGGGAACGGCCGGGAGCUGGGCGAGUACGGCCUGGACAACUACACCGAAGUGAAGACGGUGACCACCAAGGUUCCUCAGAAGAAUUCCUAGAGGAGCUGCCAGACAUUUCCCCGUCUGCUCUUCACGGUCCUGUUUGCUCGCUCUCCCCUGACCUGCUUGAGCUGGAAAUCCUCAGCUGAAAUGAAACCCAGGAACCAGUCAAGUUUCUGAUUAAACGCUUUUGACAGAAA
Salarias fasciatus (jewelled blenny) is the source of this 1764-nucleotide messenger RNA. RefSeq names its product aldehyde dehydrogenase, mitochondrial-like. The coding region runs from base 68 to 1624 and encodes 518 amino acids. The record is from RefSeq and is a predicted model, not a curated record. NCBI's taxonomy places the organism in Eukaryota, Metazoa, Chordata, Actinopteri, Blenniiformes, Blenniidae. The transcript is spliced from 13 exons. Gene Ontology annotation, molecular function: oxidoreductase activity, acting on the aldehyde or oxo group of donors, NAD or NADP as acceptor.